AUGCAAGGCUCAGAACCCACAUUCUUUGUAUCACUAGUCAGUGGUGCCUGCGCCGGGACCGCCACUGAUGUGGCAUUCUUUCCAAUUGACACCAUAAAAACAAGACUACAAGCCAAAGGCGGGUUCUUUCGCAACGGAGGCUAUAAGGGGAUUUACCGCGGGCUCGGAUCGUGUGUAAUUGCGUCAGCACCAUCGGCAUCACUUUUCUUUGUCACAUAUGAUACAAUAAAGCGGGAAUUGGAACCUCACGUUUCUUCGCCCAGCUAUCGCCAUAUGAUUGCUGCCUCUGUAGGUGAAGUCAUGGCUUGUAUAGUGCGAGUUCCUGCAGAAGUUAUCAAACAACGCACCCAAGCCAGUCAUAUGGGCUUGACCUCAAGCUGGUCCAACUUUAAGCAUAUUUUGACCAACGACAAACACCAGAAUGGGAUAUUACGAGGACUCUACAGGGGAUGGAAUAGUACAAUAAUGAGAGAAAUUCCAUUCACUGUUAUCCAGUUCCCUCUCUACGAAUGGUUGAAAUCCAAAGCAUGGUCCAGGAGUAAUGAUACCAAUUCAAGUCCUGUUUCAAUGGGGUUGAAAGGAGCCCUUUGCGGGAUGUUGGCUGGGGGUGUUGCUGCUGCACUCACCACGCCUCUAGAUGUGAUCAAGACAAGAAUCAUGUUGAGUUCUGGCACUGUUGAUGUUGGUCACAUAAUUUCUCAGUUAAUUAAGGAGGAGGGUUUGUCAAGUUUUUGGAAAGGUGUUGUGCCAAGAACGUGUUGGAUCAGCUGCGGUGGUGCAAUAUUCUUGGGAUGUUAUGAGCUAGUUCGUGAUGAAAUGAUGAGGAUAUGA
Lodderomyces theae is the source of this 831-nucleotide messenger RNA. RefSeq lists its product as uncharacterized. The record is from RefSeq and is a predicted model, not a curated record. NCBI's taxonomy places the organism in Eukaryota, Fungi, Ascomycota, Pichiomycetes, Serinales, Debaryomycetaceae. The transcript is spliced from 2 exons. Gene Ontology annotation, cellular component: mitochondrial inner membrane. The coding region runs from base 1 to 831 and encodes 276 amino acids. Gene Ontology annotation, molecular function: S-adenosyl-L-methionine transmembrane transporter activity.